Menidia menidia (Atlantic silverside) is the source of this 963-nucleotide messenger RNA. The record is from the annotation of a GenBank genome assembly. NCBI's taxonomy places the organism in Eukaryota, Metazoa, Chordata, Actinopteri, Atheriniformes, Atherinopsidae.
AUGUGGCUGGCCCUUCUUACAUAUCAGCUCGCCUCACUUUUUACCGUCCGGGCUCAGAAUGCCUGUUUGGGACAUCCCACCUUCAGGGCGCCAGCCAACACGGACAUCGAGGUGUUUUGCGGGUCCCAGACGGUGGACCUCCAGAUCCUGCUUUGUCCCGUCUACUUCAGCGGAUACAACGAGUCCCUGCUGGCCCUAAACUCGGAGCACUCGCUAAAUCGGUGCCGAGGCACCGCCGACUGGACGGUGGACCCGCCGGUGGCCCGGUUCAACGUCUCCAUCACGGACGAGGGAAUUGCCGCCUGCUCCAGCUCCCUGACGGUCUCCCAGGAGACGGGGACCGGGGUGUUCGCGGACUUCUCCCUGGUGCAGUACAUCAACAUCUCGGGCAUGGUUUGCUCGGAGGACCCGGAGGGGGGAACCAUCACCUACCGGCGGGACGUGAUGUACCGGUUCUCCUGCCGGUACCCGCUGCAGUACCUGGUCAACAACACCCAGAUCAGCGUGUGUGAUCGGGACGGCCAGACGGUCCUGGGCACCAACGGCGAGCAGCAGGAGGCGCGCUUCUCCUUCGAGGCGUUCCGGUUCGUGCAGAGUGCCGCCGGGAGCUUCUCCACCUACUAUAUUCACUGUGCCACCAGACUGUGUGUGAACACCAUCUGCCCCACGCUCACCCAGAACUGCACCACAAACUCUAGGAGGCGACGCAGUGUAACUGAGGAGGGAGAAACGAAAGUGACCGAUGCCGCCACCGUUAGCUCGGGGCCCAUCACCGUGCACCUGGACAGAGGGUACCUGGUGACAUCUGGAGGUUUGGAGCAGGGCGAUGUGACGGUGGUGGCUGUUUCCAUGGUAGCGGGGGUCAGUGGGGCCGUUUGCCUCAUUCUGGGGGCUUUCGUCUUCUACCAGAAGUACAAAUCCAAAUCUGCUUCCAAAAAGAUGAACUGGUUCACUCAGGAGUGA